Messenger RNA from Miscanthus lutarioriparius, 1563 nucleotides. The record is from the annotation of a GenBank genome assembly. NCBI's taxonomy places the organism in Eukaryota, Viridiplantae, Streptophyta, Magnoliopsida, Poales, Poaceae.
AUGCGCCUCCCGGUCCUUUUCGCCCUCCAGCUGGUCGCUUUGGCGGCGGCAGCAGCUUCGGCGGCCGAGGCCGCGGCGACGCUCUCUUCGAGGAUGGUGCACCGUCUGUCCGACGAGGCUCGGCUGGAGGCGGGCCCGCGUGCGGGGUGGUGGCCGCAGCGCGGAAGCGGGGAGUACUACCGCGCGCUGGUGAGGAGCGAUCUCCAGCGGCAGAAGCAGCGGCUCGCGGGCAAGUACCAGCUCCUCUCGCUCUCAAAGGGCGGCAGCACCUUCUCCCCCGGCAACGACUUAGGCUGGUUAUACUACGCUUGGGUGGAUGUUGGGACGCCUACUACCUCCUUUUUGGUUGCAUUGGAUACUGGAAGUGACCUGUUCUGGGUACCCUGUGACUGUAUCCAGUGUGCCCCUUUGUCUAGCUACCGUGGAAAUCUGGAUAGAGAUCUUGGAAUAUACAAGCCUGCUGAAUCAACGACAAGUCGGCAUCUUCCUUGCAGCCACGAGCUAUGCCAAUCAGGUUCAGGCUGCACAAACCCAAAGCAGCCUUGCCCAUACAAUAUUGACUACUUUUCAGAAAAUACUACCAGCUCUGGUUUGCUAAUUGAGGAUACACUACACUUGAACUCCAGGGAGGGCCAUGUACCAGUGAACGCUUCAGUUAUUAUUGGCUGUGGUCGAAAGCAAAGUGGUGACUAUCUGGAUGGUGUUGCACCGGAUGGACUCCUUGGCCUUGGAAUGGCAGAUAUUUCAGUUCCUAGUUUCCUUGCAAGAGCUGGACUAGUUCGGAAUUCCUUCUCGAUGUGCUUUAAGGAAGAUAGUUCUGGGAGAAUUUUCUUUGGAGAUCAAGGAGUGUCCUCUCAACAGUCUACACCGUUUGUUCCUCUGUAUGGCAAACUUCAAACCUAUGCUGUUAAUGUCGACAAAUCUUGUAUUGGACAUAAAUGUCUUGAGGGUACUAGCUUCCAGGCCUUAGUCGAUAGUGGAACAUCAUUUACUUCUCUUCCUCCAGACGUUUACAAGGCUUUCACAAUGGAGUUUGACAAACAAAUGAAUGCUUCAAGGGUGCCUUAUGAAGACAGUACCUGGAAAUAUUGCUACAGUGCUAGUCCUCUUGAGAUGCCUGAUGUGCCAACAAUAACCCUGGCAUUUGCUUCGAACAAGAGCUUCCAGGCUAUUAAUCCUAUCUUUCCAUUUAACGACAAACAGGGAGCGCUUGCCGGGUUCUGCUUAGCUGUGCUGCCAUCAGCAGAACCUAUUGGAAUUAUUGCCCAGAAUUUCCUGGUUGGAUACCAUGUUGUCUUCGACAGAGAAAGCAUGAAGUUGGGCUGGUACCGCUCUGAAUGCCGCGACGUUGACAACAGCACGACCGUGCCGUUGGGCCCAUCGCAGCACGACAGUCCAGAGGACCCGUUGCCGUCGAACGAGCAGCAGACUUCCCCGGCCGUGACGCCUUCAACGGCAGGCACGGCUCCUCCCUCCAGUGCAACGACGAAUCUACAGAUGCUCCUCGCUAGCUCUUACCCAUUGCUGUUACUGACAAUGUCCACUGUGUUCUUCAUCUCAUGA